Messenger RNA from Funneliformis caledonium, 126 nucleotides. The record is from the annotation of a GenBank genome assembly. NCBI's taxonomy places the organism in Eukaryota, Fungi, Glomeromycota, Glomeromycetes, Glomerales, Glomeraceae.
AUGGAAAGAAGAAGUUUAUCAUCUGAUUAUCAGAAAUAUGUUACAUUAUGUGAACUAGGACUUACAUUAGAUUCUUUAGUGAAAAGAUUAAAUACUUAUGAAGUAUUGCUCAAAGGUAAAGUCUAA